UUCAUGGGAUCCAACUUCCAGCACUCUAAAGUCAUCGUCUAUAUCUCAUCACAACAAAGAGACAUUUAACAUGGAGAAGCAGUGAUGGGUCGGCUACAGGGAGCAGAACUGCUGCUUUGCCUGCUGAUGAUGGAUGGGUUUGAGAUGGUGCAGGCGCCAUGUGCGUGUCCUGAAGAUCCAGCUGCACGGCAGAAGCGUUUGGAUACCCUCUCACUCUUCCAAGCACAAGAUUCAGUUGCCCACCACCCCCCUCGUUCAUGUGGGCAUGUCUCCCCUCCCCCUCCCAUGCACCGAGAUCAGCACCACAAGUUGAUGUUUUCUUUAGCUCCCGAAGGACCACUGGCUUCUUGGAUCUGGUGACCUCGACGACGCUCCUCGAAUGCAUGUGAUGCAGGCGUGCAACGUUGAGGGCCAAUCGAUCUCCUCGUCGAAGCAGCCGGUGCAAGUGUUGUGUUGUUGGAGAAGAAAGACUGGAGGCCUCGAUGUCUGCUAAUGGAGCUACUAAAGAAGACUGCUGGCCCUGGAGAUAGAUUAUUACAUCAUCAUCAUCACCGUGAAGCUAAUUAAGAAGACUGUUGGCGAUGCACCCCUUAAGGAGGCACCGCCGGUGUUGAUUUGAUCUCCCAGAUGCCUCGUGGUCCUCGGGGACAAAAUGUCACCGGUUCUUCUUCAUCAUUGCCUAUUGAUUACCGCUGUGGUCCAACCAUCCACCAGUUCUUCAUCAUUUCCACCUUCACGAGGCACUUCCCGUACGAAGGAACUGAGGAACGGUUAGCCGAGUACUUAAGUGGUAGCAAAGUAAAGAUGCAGGUAGAUAGUUCCGACGAGAACCUCGUGAAGGUGGAAAUGGCCCCCGCCCCUUUUUGAGUGUCUAAAAAGAGUCGUCCGAAGGAACAUCCCUGAACUCCCUCCAUCCGACUUGACCACGAAGAAGAACAAAGAGAAGAUCGACACAUGAGAUGCCAGGUAAAAAAAAAAAAACCCUUGGUAGAAACUCCCUCCUGCAUCAGGUAUUCUGUCAUGUCAGCGCUCGCACACAUUUGGCACCAGUGGGUGGAGACUGGGGAGGAGGAGCACAUGCGGUUGAAAUCUAAGAGCUUUCUUAAAUCCAUGGAUAAGCAUGGGGAGGUGGGGUCUUGGCAGCUUCCUUUGGGGUUGGCAUUGGGGUGCGACUCUCUCCCUUGUUUUCCUGCUCUUCUCCUGCCCUUUUCAAGGAUACUCUGUCCCCCUAAAAGACAAGCACCGCACCCCCACAUUUUUAUAUGACCCAAACUUGGUGCAAGAAAUCCAGCAGAUCCCGGUUUUGUUGAUUCAUCACAAACCAAACCAAACCCAAACCAUUUGGGUUCCAUUCUCCUUUCUUUACUCCUCUGAACCCCCUUCUCCCUUUUCUUUAACCGCUAGUAGUAGGCUUAGCUUAGACCGCGUUGUCAGUCUCCUCCUCCUCCUCCUCCUCCUCUCACCAUGGCCAUUGAGACUUGCUGCCCUAAGAUGACACACACACACACACAUGCUCACCGUGUUCCUCAAAAACCCUGAAUGAUUCUCAUUUCAAUCAUGAUGAUGCAGCUGCUUUGCCGAAACACUGAUCCAAAUGAUCUUAAUCCACAUAAUUGUCUGAGAAUAUCCCACCCAUGACUUGUCGUCACGUCAGUGAAAGCAAAAGCUACUUUGACAUGAUUCCAGCUCCACCGAGUGUAAAUUAUUCCUUAACCUGAGAUUUGGCUCUACAUUCUACUGUCAUGUUGAUAGAGACCGGUAGAAGUGAUCCUUUGACUUGCGAUCCUAAUUAAGCUAAGCAACAUCUGUUUGGAUGUAUUAUCCUGUACCUGCAAAUCUCAGUUUAGCAAGUCAAAUGAUGGAUGCUAUCCGAAUGAUUCUGACUUACACAGAUGUUUGUUUAAGAUAUGGUAAAACAGUAACAAGUUGGGAGAGGGAAGUGCAUGUUUGAACCACCCAAUUCCCAUAUGAUCCUUAGUACAUUCCUCAUUUUAAUAAGCUUCCAAGCCCAGCCAUAAUAGCUGCAGACAGCCUGUUCGACUUCAUCCGGUACUUGUUUCAAGCUAAGAAGAAGCAAGCUCAGUGAGGUCAUGGAGGUGGGCGAAUGGAAAGGCAGCUCAGCUCAGAUCACUCUUGUACUGUUGUGGCCACAGGGUACCAGACAUGAGCACAUGUGUAGGACAUUCACAACCUCUUCUUCCCCCUACAUAUAAUGCUCUUUCCAAUAAAUCUGUUCCAAAUGCACCACUUCCCAAAAUUCCAACCCACAUAUCACUUCUUUAUUGCCAUCCCCUGACCCUCUCUUUCAGAAGCUACCAAGAAGCAGAAACCCAAUUCCGCAAGGGAGGGAGGGAGAAAGAGAGAGAGAGAGAGAGAAGAGGCGCAGCAGCUGCUGCUUUAUAUAUGAUCCGAGACCUCCUCAGCUGCAUUCGGCGCCAUGGCCAGCCGAUGAGCAUAGCUCCUCCUCCUUGGUGUUGUGCCCCUCGUCUCGCGUAGCACCGCCUGCUUCUCCUCCACGGCCGGAUCGAUGGUGAUGCCCAGCUGCGAUCCCAACGACCUCGAGGGCAGCACGCGACUCAUCGAGGACCUCACCGCCAAUGCCCGUCAGGUCCAGCAGCAGGUUCUGAAUGAGAUCUUGACGAGGAACGAGGGGACGGAGUACCUACAUGGUUUCCUCCGUGGCCACAAGGGCCGUGAUCUCUUCAAGAAGAAGGUGCCGGUGGUGGAGUACGAUCAGGUCAAGCCUUACAUCGACCGUCUUGCCAAUGGGGAGCCGUCUCAGAUCAUCUCCGCCCAGCCCAUCUCGGAGCUGCUCACCAGCUCUGGGACUUCUGGCGGGCAGCCCAAGAUGAUGCCUUCCACGGUCGAAGAACUGGAUAGGAAGACCUUCCUCUACAAUCUCCUCAUCCCUGUGAUGAAUCAGUACGUCGACGGGCUGGACCAAGGGAAGGGCAUGUACCUCCUGUUCAUCAAGCCGGAGAUCAGCACGCCGGCCGGCCUCACCGCCAGGCCCGUGCUCACCAGCUACUACAAGAGCCGCCACUUCCGGAGCAGGCCCUUUAACAGGUUCAAUGUCUACACCAGCCCGGACGAGGCCAUUCUCUGCCCCGACAGCAAGCAGAGCAUGUUCUGUCAGCUCCUCUGCGGCCUCGCCCAGCGCGACGAGGUUCUCCGAGUAGGCGCCGUCUUCGCCUCUGCCUUCCUCCGCGCGAUCAAGUUCCUCGAGGACCACUGGCCGGAGCUCUGCUCCAACAUCAGAACCGGGACCGUCAGCGACUGGAUCACCGACGCAAGCUGCCGCGACGCCGUCGGCAGAAUCCUCCGCGAGCCCAACGCGGAAUUGGCCGACGUGAUCGAGUGGGAGUGCAGGAGGGAGCCCUGGGAGGCGAUAGUUAGGCGGCUAUGGCCGAGAACCAAGUACGUCGACGUCAUAGUCACCGGAUCGAUGGCACAGUACAUUCCGCUGCUGGAAUUCUACAGCGGCGGCCUGCCAUUAGUCUCCACCAUGUACGCCUCCUCGGAGUGCUACUUCGGCAUCAAUCUGCGCCCACUUGACCUGCCAUCGGACGUCUCCUACACUCUCCUCCCCAACAUGGCCUACUUCGAGUUCAUCGAAGCCGACAAGACCGAGGGGGGGGAGACCAGCAGCGUGGAGUGCAACUACACCGGCGAUCUCAUCAAGGUGGUGGAUCUUGUGGAUGUCGAGGUCGGCCGCUACUACGAGCUCGUCGUCACCACAUUCACAGGCUUGUACAGGUACCGAGUUGGCGACAUCCUCAAGGUUACGGGGUUCCACAAUGCUGCACCGCAGUUCCGCUUCGUCCACCGCCGCAACGUCGUCCUCAGCGUCGACACCGACAAGACCAACGAAGAGGACCUGCUGAAAGCCGUGACGCAGGCCAAGCUCCUGCUGGAGCCACUCGGCUGCCUCCUCACCGAGUACACCAGCUACGCCGACACCUCCUCCAUCCCCGGCCACUACGUGCUCUUCUGGGAGCUGAAGACCAAAGCCAGCUCCGAUCCUUCCGACGUCGACUCAGCCGUGAUGGAGGACUGCUGCUCCACCAUCGAGUCGUGUCUCGACUCCGUGUACCGGCGGUGCAGGAGCAGGGACCGAUCCAUCGGGCCGCUGGAGAUCCGGGUGGUGCGCCGCGGCGCCUUCGACGCGCUGAUGGACUACUGCGUGUCGCUGGGCUCGUCGGUGAACCAGUACAAGACGCCCAGGUGCAUCAAGUCGAGGGAGGCGAUCCAGCUGUUGGAGGAGAAGGUGGUGGGGAAGUUCUUCAGCAGGAAACUCCCCUUCUGGAAGCCCUACACGAUGAUGGAGACCAAGGCCGGUUGAUCCAGCACUGAUGCCACCACCACCCUCCUUCGUUUACUGUCUCCAUGUGUAAUUCUUGUCCAAAGACCACUUUGCUUUAGUGACAGUACUGUACUUUUAUUCCUACUAUCCGAUACACCGGACCGAUGAUUAAUGAAUUCAAUGAUCGAUCGAUGGGGUUCA
Musa acuminata AAA Group (dessert banana) is the source of this 4504-nucleotide messenger RNA. Its product is annotated as indole-3-acetic acid-amido synthetase GH3.17-like. The record is from RefSeq and is a predicted model, not a curated record. Lineage: Eukaryota; Viridiplantae; Streptophyta; Magnoliopsida; Zingiberales; Musaceae. Gene Ontology annotation, cellular component: cytoplasm. Gene Ontology annotation, molecular function: acid-amino acid ligase activity. The coding region runs from base 2528 to 4342 and encodes 604 amino acids. The transcript has 8 exons.